UAGUUUACUUCCACAAUUUUUGAUAACUGUGUUACUUCAAAAGGGAAACUUUAAUUUUUAAAAAAAUGAUUAAAUUUGUAUUGUUAGUAGCUUUGGUAGCUUCGUGUGUGAACUCUCAAGCUACGACCUGCCCCCCGGAAGAUUUGGACUACCCAGUCUACAUUCCUGAUACAACUUACUGCGGCAAAUUCUACGAAUGUUCAGAUGGAAGCCCCAUCGGAUUGGAAUGCGCCCCUGGAACCUACUACAGCAUAACAAAACAAAAUGCGAUUUUCAUGUGGACUGCGGCAAUCGACGUCUAUCCACCUCCCCGAUUCCCACAUCUUCUGUUGCACCUACCAAACCAAAUUAACAUGGAAAUAUGGAAAUUGCUAAUUGUUAAAAAUAUUAUAGUUAAUAAUAAAUAAGAGAAUUUUCCAAGUAAUACUCAUACCCUUACUUGAUUCGUUGCCUG
Messenger RNA from Phyllotreta striolata, 454 nucleotides. The record is from the annotation of a GenBank genome assembly. NCBI's taxonomy places the organism in Eukaryota, Metazoa, Arthropoda, Insecta, Coleoptera, Chrysomelidae.